AUGGCUGCAAAAGAGUUACGCCCCGAGAUAAUCGAGAUCUCCAAGGGGUUGCAGGGAAUCCCUGUGUGUGAGGACUACGACCGGAUGAUAUCAGGAAUGAUGUACAAUCCCAUGAUCCCGCAGCUGCUCGAGGGCCGUCAUCGCUGCCGCGGACUAGCGGCAGACUACAACAACCUGGACACCAAGACGGUGACAUAUGACAAGAUCGGUGACGUGCGUCUGGCGUUGCUACGAAAGGUGGUUGGCAAAGUGGGCGACGGAACCUUUAUCGAGCCACCUUUCCUGCCGGACUACGGCAGCAAUAUCAGCAUCGGCAAAGACUGCUUUUUCAACUGGAAUGUCACGAUCCUCGAUACCAGUCUUGUGGUUAUCGGCGAUCGAGUGCAAAUCGGCACUGGUGUGAGCCUGAUCACCGCCGGUCACGACACUAGCAUUCUGUCACGGCGCAAGUUUGUCGAAUUCGGCCACCCUAUCUUCAUCGAGGACGACUGCUGGAUCGGAAGCAACGUAAUCGUCCUACCGGGGGUUCGAAUCGGUCAGGGAUGUACCAUCGGAGCUGGAUCGGUUGUCACCAAGGAUAUUCCAGCGUUCUCGGUCGCGGUUGGUACCCCCUGUCGAGUGAUCAAAAAGAUUCGGUCGGCAGAGGAGGAAGAGCAGGACCCCUGUAACGAAUAUCGCAACCUUGUUCGGGAGGCUUAG
Molecule: messenger RNA, 699 nt
Organism: Penicillium nucicola
Lineage: Eukaryota; Fungi; Ascomycota; Eurotiomycetes; Eurotiales; Aspergillaceae
Product: sugar O-acetyltransferase
Exons: 3
Coding region: 1-699 (232 amino acids)
Molecular function (GO): acetyltransferase activity
Source: RefSeq, a predicted model, not a curated record